Molecule: messenger RNA, 925 nt
Organism: Lactuca sativa (garden lettuce)
Lineage: Eukaryota; Viridiplantae; Streptophyta; Magnoliopsida; Asterales; Asteraceae
Product: VQ motif-containing protein 4
Source: RefSeq, a predicted model, not a curated record
UGAGCAGAUGAAUGAAAAACCCUCACCCUUACUCUCUUCCAUUUACAGAAACAAAAUCAGAUCAAGCAAUCAGAUUAAAAUGGAGAAUUACCUUGCUUCCACCUCCGGCUCCACCAACACCAUCAACCACCCAUCACCGCCGACAACCCCCGUUACGAUCUCCAAUCCAAACAAUCCGUACCCAACAAGCUUCGUCCAAGCCGACACAACAUCCUUCAAAAAGGUAGUUCAAAUGCUAACCGGAUCAUUUGAAACAGUCAAACAAUCCACAACCACCACCAGGCCAGACUUAGCUGUGAGAAACCUUAUCCCUGCCAUGAAAAUGGGUCCGAACAAAAAACCAUCGAAGUUGUACGAGCGGCAGAGCAGUCUGAAGAACUUUAAAAUCAAUCCGUUGGCUCCUGGAUUCACAAACGACAGAGGGUUCUCCGGAUCCCCAUGGAAUCCCAACGCGCCGGAGAUUAUGUCCCCAAGUCUUCUUGAUUUUCCGUCAUUGGUGCUUAGUCUAGUCACACCUCUUCUUUCCGAUCCGUUUAAUAGGUCUUCGGCGAAUGAUUGUUGCCCAAAUUUGGACGUUGAGGCUGAAGAAAAGGCGGUUGCAGAGAAAGGAUUUUACUUACAUCCGUCGCCGACGACUACUCGGAGGAGGGAGGAAUUGAGCUCAAGGGUCGCCGGUUUUGGAGGUUUUGGGGGAAGGUGUGGCGCUCUUGUGGCGGUAGGAUGGGCUAGCACCAGCUUUUACCUUCAUCCUCCACUUAGUCGACUCGUUCAAGUGAUGACAAUGAGAAGCAGCAACAGAAACGAGAGAACGAAAGGAGAGAACAUAAAAAACUGUCACCGAAAAAGGAACUGGAGGGGGUUAUCUGUGAUCGGCAUUAGUAAUAGCGACGACGGAAGGGUAUUAGCGGCAACAUUAGGGCAAUAA